Trichomonas vaginalis G3 is the source of this 795-nucleotide messenger RNA. RefSeq lists its product as uncharacterized. Lineage: Eukaryota; Parabasalia; Trichomonadida; Trichomonadidae. The annotation marks the transcript as partial. The transcript has a single exon. The record is from RefSeq and is a predicted model, not a curated record.
AUGUACGCCGCUCAGAAUAUAACGCCAACAGUUUUGGAUGCCAUGAACGGAAAUGUUUCCGAAUGGUAUAACGAAUGCGACAAUGCCAUUAGAAGGUCAGAAAUAGUUCCUGGAACUUACGAAUAUACAACUGCUGUUUCUUAUGGAAACGUAGGUGAGUUUGGAGAAGGUUCUUCAACAACAGUAGAUAUUGCUUGCGACAGGUUUCAUAUUAUUUCUAUUGACAACUCAUUCUUAUACGUGGAACAAGACAUUGAAAUAAAACCUUCUGCCAAGUUGUCUGACAAGAAAGGUUGCAAUGGAAUUUUCUAUGUCGGAUACCAAUAUGCUCCAGAAGUUUUCAUGGGAUAUAAGAUAUAUUCUAACUCUGACUUAGUUCAAACAGUAACAUGGGCAAACUAUGAAUGGUUCGCUUUGAGAAACUCAGUACAACCACAAGCUAGAGAACAAACAGACCAGUAUGCAAAUAUUGAGAAAAUAAGAAGACUUGACCCUAACGUUCCAGGAGUUUAUGUUAACCUUUCUGGUUCAGAUGGAAAUGCUGCCACUAAAGUAAAACUGAAACUUAGAGUUCCUUUGUCAUCUUUCCUCAUCUUCAGGUUUUUAAGAUACUUGCCAAACUGGGCAGGAAAAAUUUCUAUCGAACUUACUCCAAGCAAAAAUAACUUAGUCAUUGCACCAACACAAGACCCAUUCACUCUUACAGACGUAAUGGGAACAAAUAAAACGUCAUUCGCCGACUUUUGCAAAGACAAAGUUGACUUAGACUUUGGUUUCUCAAACUUCAACAAUGAA